AUGGCUUCACCUCCCACUCUAUCCAAAGCCAACACCAACUUCUGCUUGGAUUUGCUGAAAAAACUGAGCGACAAUGACAAGACUGCAAAUAUAUUCUUCUCCCCCUUCAGUAUCUCUUCAGCCCUGGCCAUGGUGAUGCUGGGAUCAGGGGGCAACACAGCCAUGCAGAUGUCUGAGGUUCUUCAUUUCAUUGAGCCACAGCCAAAGCCAAAGCCAAUGCAAAUGCAAAUGCAAAUGCAAAUGCAGCAACAGGUCCAGUCCAGUGUGCCAGCAUGGCUGCAGAAGUGUCUGAAAACCAAGGGUGAGGAUGAAGUUCACGCCAACUUUGCAAAACUUCUGACUGAGUUGAACAAACCAGGCGUGCCGUAUUCCCUCAGUGUUGCCAACAGACUCUACGGGGAGCAGUCUUACAAGUUUGUUGAGGAUUUCCUAAAAGGGACGAGGAAGCACUACAGAGCAGAACUAGAGUCAGUGGACUUCAUUAACAACCAUGAGGCUGCCAGGCUAAAGAUCAACAGCUGGGUGGAGAAGGAGACACAAGGUAAAAUUAAGGAUGUUCUGGCCCAGGGUGUGUUGGACAGCCUGUCAAGGCUGGUGCUGGUCAAUGCCAUCUAUUUUAAAGGCAACUGGAAUAAGAAAUUUCAGGAGACCUCAACACACGACGCUCAGUUUAGGCUUAACAAGAAUGAAACCAAACCAGUGAAAAUGAUGCACAUGAAAGACAAAUUUCCCCUAGCCUUCAUCCCUGAAGCCAACUGCCAGAUUUUAGAGAUGCCUUACAAAGGGAAGGACCUCAGCAUGCUCAUCUUUUUACCCAAUGAAAUAGAGGACAGUUCAACUGGACUGAACAAGAUAGAGGAGAAUCUGACCUAUGACAACUUUGUGGAGUGGACCCGUCCUGAGAUGAUGGAUGAAAUUGAGGUCCAGGUUGGCCUGCCUAGAUUCAAGAUGGAGGAGGACUAUGACAUGAAAAAUGUCUUGGUCAGCAUGGGAAUGGUGGAUGCCUUCGACAUGUCCAUGAGUGAUUUUUCUGGCAUGUCUCCAGCUAACGACCUGGUAUUGUCCAAAGUCGUCCACAAGGCUUUCGUCGAGGUGAACGAGGAGGGAACCGAGGCUGCAGCAGCAACUGCUGCCAUCAUGAUGUUGCGCUGUCUUCCAAUGCCAACGCCCAAAUUUAUCGCUGACCAUCCCUUCCUCUUCUUCAUUCGACAUAACCCAUCCAUGAGUGUCCUUUUUGCUGGCCGAUAUUGCUCCCCUAAAUGA
Molecule: messenger RNA, 1263 nt
Organism: Nerophis lumbriciformis (worm pipefish)
Lineage: Eukaryota; Metazoa; Chordata; Actinopteri; Syngnathiformes; Syngnathidae
Source: RefSeq, a predicted model, not a curated record